GUGGCGACAAGCAAGAAGAUCGAAGACACGCUCGGUCGAGGUGUCCGUGAUCUCCGCAUCUCGGUUACCGAUCGGUGCAAUUUCCGAUGUCCAUACUGCAUGCCGGCCGAGAUAUUCGGCGAGCGGUACGAGUUCCUGAAGCGAGAAGAGAUUCUGUCGUUUGAGGAGAUCACCCGUUUGACUCGGUUGUUUGUGGGAUUCGGCGUUCGGAAGGUGAGGAUUACCGGUGGCGAACCGCUGGUGCGGGCACAGGUGACGGAGUUGAUCGCGCGGCUCGCCGAGAUUGAUGGUGUCGACGACUUGGCGAUGACGACCAACGGCUUCUUGUUGCCGCGAUACGCGCACGAAUUGAAGGACGCAGGUCUCAAUCGAUUGACCGUUAGCAUGGACGCGUUAGAUGAGGAUGUCUUUUCGCAGAUGAGUGGGCGUCCGUACGGACCUGAAAAAGUUUUGGCAGGAAUAGAUGCGGCGCGAGACGCCGGUUUCUCGCCGCUGAAGAUCAACACGGUAGUCCAGCGGGGUGUGAAUGAACAGACGAUUUUGGAGACCGCGGAACAUUUCCGUGGAACCGGCGAUAUCGUUCGCUUCAUCGAGUUCAUGGAUGUCGGGAAUCUGAAUGAUUGGGAUCUCUCUCAGGUGGUGUCCGGCAGGGAAAUCAUCGAGAUAAUCGAUGCUGAAUAUCCGCUCGAGCCUGCAGAUGCCAACUACCAAGGCGAGGUGGCUUCGCGAUAUAGGUACGUUGAUGGGCAAGGCGAGAUCGGCGUCAUCACAUCGGUCACGCAGCCAUUUUGUGGAGAUUGCACAAGGGCACGACUGACGACCGAGGGUCGCUUGGUAACCUGUCUAUUCGCGACGCGCGGCACCGAUCUGAAGGAACCACUGCGGGACGGUGCUACAGACGACGAAUUGAACGAGAUCAUUGAAGGUGUUUGGUUGAAUCGAAGGGACCGCUAUUCUGAAACGCGAUCGAGCAACACCGCGCUCGAAGGAGCGGGAACCGGCGCGAUAAGAGAAAAGAUCGAGAUGUUUCGGUUGGGAGGUUGA
Messenger RNA from Geodia barretti, 1044 nucleotides. NCBI's taxonomy places the organism in Eukaryota, Metazoa, Porifera, Demospongiae, Tetractinellida, Geodiidae. The record is from the annotation of a GenBank genome assembly.